Molecule: messenger RNA, 2387 nt
Organism: Condylura cristata (star-nosed mole)
Lineage: Eukaryota; Metazoa; Chordata; Mammalia; Eulipotyphla; Talpidae
Gene: GFOD1
Product: glucose-fructose oxidoreductase domain containing 1
Exons: 2
Coding region: 307-1479 (390 amino acids)
Molecular function (GO): nucleotide binding
Source: RefSeq, a predicted model, not a curated record
CGCGCUGCGGCGAGAGCGCCGCCUGAGCGAGGGCUCCGCGGGGCUUCAGGGUCUCGGGAACCCUGGGGGGAGCCCUGCCGCCACCUCUGGGAAGGACGGGAGCCCCGCGUGGCGGACACUGCAGCAUACGCGGGACUGAAGCCUCGUCCGGCGGCACGUUGGGCGCUCUUGGCCCUCGGCGCCUUGCCCGGUGCGCGGCGACUGGCGCACCGCGGGAACCAGAGCCGGGCUGGCUAGAGGGGCGUGUGUGUGCGCGUGUUCGAUUGGAGAUUCGGCCAGAGCAGGACCGGGCGGACCUCAGCAGCCAUGCUUCCUGGGGUGGGCGUGUUCGGCACCAGCCUCACGGCCCGUGUCAUCAUCCCGCUGCUGAAAGACGAAGGGUUCGCAGUGAAGGCGCUGUGGGGUCGCACGCAGGAAGAAGCAGAGGAGUUGGCCAAGGAGAUGAGCGUCCCCUUCUAUACCAGCCGCAUCGACGAGGUGCUGCUGCACCAGGACGUGGACUUGGUGUGCAUCAACCUGCCACCGCCCCUUACCAGACAAAUCGCUGUCAAAACCCUGGGUAUAGGCAAGAAUGUUAUCUGUGACCGCACAGCGACACCCCUAGAUGCCUUCCGCAUGAUGUCAGCUGCACACUACUACCCCAAACUCAUGAGCAUCAUGGGCAACGUGCUGCGCUUUCUGCCGGCUUUUGUGCGCAUGAAGCAGCUCAUCGAGGAGGGCUUCGUGGGUGAACUGCUGGUGUGCGAGGUGCAGGUUCACAGUGGCAGCCUGCUAGGCAAGAAGUACAACUGGAGCUGCGAUGACCUGAUGGGUGGCGGUGGCCUGCACUCGGUGGGCACCUACAUCAUCGACCUGCUUACCUUCCUUACUGGCCAGAAGGCUGUCAAGGUCCAUGGGCUGCUCAAGACCUUCGUGAAGCAGACUGACCACAUCAAGGGUAUCCGCCAGAUCACCAGCGACGACUUCUGCACCUUCCAGAUGGUGCUGGAGGGUGGGGUGUGCUGCACUGUUACCCUCAACUUCAAUGUGCCGGGUGAGUUCAAGCAGGAUGUGACCGUGGUGGGUUCUGCUGGGCGCCUGCUGGUGGUGAGCACAGACCUAUAUGGGCAGCGCAACAGUGCCCCAGAGCAGGAGCUGCUGCUGCAGGAUGCCACGCCAGUUAGCAACUCUCUGCUGCCAGAGAAGGCCUUCAGCGACAUCCCCUCACCCUACCUCCGAGGCACCAUUAAGAUGAUGCAGGCCGUGCGUCAGGCCUUCCAGGACCAGGAUGAUCGACGCACAUGGGAUGGGCGGCCACUCACCAUGGCUGCCACCUUCGACGACUGCUUGUACGCCCUAUGUGUAGUGGACACCAUCAAACGGUCCAGCCAGACUGGCGAGUGGCAGAACAUUGCCAUCAUGACUGAGGAACCAGAGCUGAGUCCGGCCUAUCUGAUCAGCGAGGCCAUGCGUCGCAGCAGGAUGUCUCUGUAUUGUUAGCACAGAGUGGGCCUAGGUGAUGAGAGAGGCUUGAAGAAGCUGUGGCCUCGAGGAAAGUGAGGGUGAGACUGGGGAGGGUGUAAGCAGUGUAGUAAAUGUUCUGGGAAAGAGCUUAGCUCAGGUGAGAGGCCCCUAACAAGACUGUUACAGAGAUCUUCUCUGCUGCCAUCUGUGUGAGGGAGGUUUAGCUGACUCCAUGGCAGCUACUGUGAGAAGCAAGGAUGGCUUUCCUCCCAACUUCAUACCCCAACCACAUACAUGCUCCUGUGUGGUCAAGGUCGAGGCACUGUAUCUGAUGGCAAAGUCGUGGAUAUUGGCCUUGCUGUCACUGACUCCUGGUGGGAGGCAAGCCAUUGCUUAUCUACAUAAGCCUGUGAGUCUAGGGGAAAUUGGGGCAUUACAGUGGGCUCCUGAGAAAGUUCAAAUCCCAGGAAGCCACUUAAUGUGUCUGAAGAAAAAGAGUACGUGGUAGUAAAGUAUACAGCUUUCUUGAUUGAUUGGUCUUCCUCAGAGGAAGCACUGGGAAAUGUCUCAUUAAUUGGUUGGUUCUUAUCCCUUCAGCUGGCCUGAGAAGGGAUAAGAGAGUGCCAGGAAGAGUGAGCAGAGAGAAGUAUUCCUUAAGCCAAAGGAGAGCACAUGCUGCAUCUAGACAGAUGAGGCAGAGAAUAAAAUAGUCCUUUGAAUUUGUCCACAAUUUAAAAGACCUGUAAAAUCACCCUUACAACAGUAUUUCUGAUGGAGUGGAAUUGAGUGUUGAGGUGGUCCUUCCACAAGGCUGCCCAGGCAGGGUCAAGAACACAGAAGGAGGUAUGGUUUGCUGGAAACCUCCCCCCCCCCAUAAGACCAUUUAAGUGUGUGUUAAGCAACUACAGAAUACUAAAUAAAAAGUUUGGCCAAAACCAAAAAAA